Molecule: messenger RNA, 1992 nt
Organism: Archocentrus centrarchus (flier cichlid)
Lineage: Eukaryota; Metazoa; Chordata; Actinopteri; Cichliformes; Cichlidae
Gene: xaf1
Product: XIAP associated factor 1
Exons: 7
Coding region: 95-874 (259 amino acids)
Cellular component (GO): mitochondrion
Molecular function (GO): zinc ion binding
Source: RefSeq, a predicted model, not a curated record
AGCGGAUGUUUUCACUUUCUGUUUUGGGGAAGCGCAAGUCUGAAAGCUUAUCAGACAUUUCAGAUUCAUCUUCUACACUCAGUGGAUCAUUUUCAUGGAAAACAAGGAGGAAACUCGCACCUGCGGCCAGUGCCACAAAGAGGUCGCUGAGGCCAACUUCGCUCUGCAUGAGACCCACUGCAGCCGCUUCCUGUGUCUCUGUCCUGACUGUAACGAAGCAGUUCCCAGAGAUCAGCUAAAGGAGCACAGAGAGGAACAGCAUGCAGAGGUGAGAUGCUCCAAGUGUAACAAGAAGAUGGAACGCUGUCAGCUAGAGGAUCAUGAGGCUGAUGAGUGUGUGGAGCGUCUUCAGAAAUGCCAGUUUUGCGACCUAGAGGUGCCGUGUAAGGACCUGGACAAACACUGCCUGGUCUGUGGCAGCCGCACCGAGCUCUGCAGGGACUGUGGCCGUUAUGUCACACUGAAAGACCAGCCCGAGCAUGGCUUGACCUGCUCAGUCACUGACAACAUCACAAGUCCCCCACAAGUGACCAGCAGCACACUCAAUGGGGCAGGAAUGACAGUGAACUGUAGACGAUGUAUGGGAUCAUUUCCAGCUGAUGAUAUAGACGAGCACGAGCUGGAGUGUACUGUAAGACACGUACCGUACUAUGACGUGCCAGAGGAAGAGUCCGAGGAUGAGGACGAUUACUUGACACAGGUGACCAGCACUGACAAGGAAUUAACCUUCUCAGGCAGACCCAGCCAUGAUCCCUGGAUUAAUGGAGGUGACCCUAACCUAAUCAGCACCUGCCCGUACUGCCAUCUGGCCCUUCCCUUCUCCACACUGCAGUGGCACAAGGUGAAGUGCCAACGUAGCAAGCUCUUGAAAUAGACGGAGCUCCUCGGAAUGGAAAGAGCUUUGAUCGACGUGAUCAGAACAUACGGGCUUUUCAAUGCACCUUUGAAGCUGAUCUUUAGAGUUUUUUUCUGAUGUUUAAAUUAAUGUUUACAUUUUUUUCUUUGUUUUUGUGUUUGAAUUAGGGUAGUUCAAAUAUAAUAUUUUGCAUCUAAGUAAAUUUCACACUCCUGCUGCAUACAGUCUAUUACAAGCACGCCUCUCCAUCAUCGUCACAAUUUCCACUGUAAAACAGAUCAGUUGUUGCAAAUAAAUUCCAAUAAGAACUCUUAAAACAAAAAUGUUUUCAUGUCUAAAUCAUGUCAGUGCUAAUAAAUCAGGCGGCGUCUUCUUCAUUUUAGGUGUGCGCAAAACAGAGGAGGAAGAAUGGCCUGAUGGGAUACACGUGGUAGAAGCUGUAGAGAUCUGUCUGUCAGGAGAGUUAAUGUGACUGUGCAUCACUAAUGCACUUAGACAGCUACUGUGUGAUGCAUUCACUGACCUUUCCAUCCUGAUGAAUAUUUACAUUUUUGUUCAGAUCGCAAGCUUGAGGACUUUGGGCUGUGUCUUUGAAGCACUGCCUGAAUACUGAUUGGUGAAAUAUGUUUGUUGAUUAAAAACAAACAGUCCUGUACAAACUCACAUAGACGAUGUGUCCUUAGACGAUAUUCUGCUGUGAGAUGUUUUACUUUUUUAAACAAAGGUUUAGUAUACAGGGUUGCCCAACUAGUGUUGUUUUGGCAAAUGCAGAUCAAACAGCCAACUCCUGGGACUGCCGCCCAGUCACCGGGCACUUGCUGGUGAACCCCUCCCCCAGGCCCCUCACUAAACCCGUCCUGGGUGAGGUAACAUAGUGCCUUGAUCGCUUCUUCAUGGGGUCUUUUCAAUUACUCACUGUGACGUGACCCCUCACACUGGAUUACUUCUAUGCAACUAGACUUAGUAACUAUAUAGUUAUAGUUUCCCAUUAGAAUGAAUUCAUACCUGGAAGCUAAGCAUAUCUUUGUCAUUUAGGGAAACACUACUGACAUAUGUGGAAAUAUGGAUUCAGCCAAUGCACUUCACCUGUCAGUAACUCCCUCUCACCGCAGAUCAAUCUUCUGAGUUUGUGUUCU